AUGUUAAAAGUAAGAGUAGCAAAUGUUCCCAGUCAAACUCUGAUCUUCCUAAACUAGGGACACUCUUUCCAUAAAGUUUCAGAAGCUCACUGAAGCUCUGCAAAUCUGAGUCGGGGAGAUGCAACAAAGCAAAUAAACGCUGGGCAGAGACGGCAUCUGUGGUUUAUUCCCCCUUUAAAAGUUUAAGAUGUUAAAUAUUUGAGGGAAAACAAUUAUUUGGAUAAUAAGGAAAAGAGAGACCAAGGCUUGUGUAAUUUUGUCAAAAUGCAUCACCAACAGCGAAUGGCUGCCUUAGGGACGGACAAAGAGCUGAGCGAUUUGCUGGAUUUCAGUGCGAUGUUUUCACCGCCUGUUAGUAGUGGGAAGAAUGGACCAACGUCCCUGGGAAGUGGCCAUUUCGGGGGUUCAAAUCUGGAAGACAGGUCAAGCUCUGGAUCUUGGGGAGCCAGUGGUCAUCCCAGCCCUUCCAGGAACUAUGCGGACGGAGUACACUAUGAACAAGUGACCAACAGGGAGCUUGGAUCGCAUGACAACCUUUCUACGUCCUCGUUCAUGAACUCUCGACUCGUAGGCAAAGCAGACAGGACGUCAUUCCCAUUCGUGAGGGACUCCAGUAUGCAGGGUUGUCAGCUCCAUUUUAUCGCCAUGCGAAGAGGCAUGCGAUCAAAGUCCAAUCUCCUUGGGCAAGACAUAGGUAUGGGCAGUCCAGGAGCCUCAUCACCUACAGGUGCCAAGCCUGGGUCACAGUAUUAUCCAUAUUCCAGCAAUAAUCCUCGUCGGCGACCAAUGCAUGAUUCCUCCAUGGAGAUGCCUCCGAAAAAGGUUAGGAAGGUGCCUCCAGGUUUACCAUCUUCGGUGUAUGCCCCAUCAGCAAGCACUGCCGAUUACAACAGGGAUUCACCAGGUUAUUCUUCCUCCAAGCCUCCUACCAGUUCGUUUUCUAGUUCAUUCUUUAUGCAAGAUGGGCAUCACAACUCUGAUCCGUGGAGUUCCUCUGGUGGAAUGAAUCAGCCCGGUUACGGAGGCAUGCUGGUAAACUCCUCCCACGUUCCGCAGUCCAGCAGUUACUGCAGUCUGCAUCCGCAAGAUCGUUUGAACUACCCAUCACACUCCUCGACGGACAUCAAUGCCAGUCUCCCACCGAUGUCCAGUUUCCACCGCAGUGGCACAAAUCACUAUGGUGCCUCAUCCUGCACACCUCCAGCCAAUGGAACAGACAAUAUCAUGGUGAGCAGGGCAGGAGCAUCAUCUGGCAGCUCACAGACUGGCGAUGCACUGGGCAAGGCACUUGCAUCAAUCUAUUCACCAGACCACACUAACACCAGUUUCCCUUCCAAUCCAUCAACGCCUGUUGGAUCUCCGCCAACUCACACAGCAGGUACCUCUGUGUGGUCUAGAAAUGGAGGCCAGGGUCCAUCCUCUCCUAAUUACGAAGGCCCUCUUCACUCUUUGCAAACCCGGAUUGAAGACCGCCUGGAGAGAUUAGACGAUGCCAUACACGUACUGCGGAACCACGCCGUGGGACCGUCGACAGCCAUGCCCAGUAGCCAUAGCGAUUUGCAGAAUUUAAUAGGAGCGUCACACAAUGGGCCAAUGGGUGGCUUGGGAUCAGGAUAUGGGACAGGUCUGCUGUCAACCAACAGACACUCUUUAAUGGUGGGAGCUCAUCGUGAAGAAGGUGUUGGGCUUCGAGGCAGCCAUGCAAUCGUUUCAAACCAAGUGCCAGUCCCACAGCUUCCAGUGCAGUCAGCCAUUUCCCCUGACCUAAACCAAUCCCAGGACCCAUACCGGGCCCUCUCCAGCGGCCUGCAAGGACAAAGCGUGUCAUCUGUCAGCUCAGACAUAAAGUCCGAAGAUGAACCCGACGAGAAUCUGCAGGAUUCAAAACCCACAGAUGAUAAAAAGGGAGACGAGGACAAGAAGGACAUCAAGAUAUUAAAUAGGUCACUAUCUAGCAAUAAUAAUGACGAUGAAGACCUUACCCCGGAGCAGAAGGCUGAGCGUGAACGAGAACGGAGAAUGGCAAAUAAUGCCCGCGAGCGUCUGCGUGUGCGUGACAUCAACGAAGCAUUUAAAGAGCUAGGCCGCAUGGUGCAGCUCCACCUGAAGAGCGACAAGCCACAAACGAAGCUCUUGAUCCUCCACCAAGCAGUCGCCGUUAUCUUGAGCCUGGAACAGCAAGUCCGAGAGAGGAAUCUGAACCCUAAAGCAGCUUGUCUGAAAAGAAGAGAAGAGGAGAAAGUGUCAACAGAUCCACCGCCACUCUCCCUUGCUGGCGUCAACCCGAGUAUGGGAGACACUUCCAACCAUAUGGGCCCAAUGUGAAAAGAGGCCCAUGGUGCCAGAUCAACAAAAAUAAGUGAGAGACCGCUUCCUUGACAACUGUAUUAUCUUACAACAAUGUAAACACUCUGCCCAUCCCCUUCUUUUGUAAAAUGGAGACACAUUAAAAGCAGUCACGAAAAUGAAUCACAGACGAGAGAGAGAGAGAGAGAGAGAGAGAAAGAGAGAGAGCAAGGAAAAGGAGAAUACUGCAUUCCCAACAAGCAAAGUACGACUUGGGGGACAAACUCUAACAUAUCAUUCAGAAUGUUGAGCAGUAUGUUGCAAGCUGUUAAUGUACAGCCUGGAGACUGAACGGCAAUCUUCUCCACACUGUGGAAAAUGCAUUUGUGCCUGAACUUCUGUAAAAAAAUAAAAUUAAAAAAAAAUCAA
Hypanus sabinus (Atlantic stingray) is the source of this 2715-nucleotide messenger RNA. Its product is annotated as transcription factor 4-like. Gene Ontology annotation, biological process: regulation of transcription by RNA polymerase II. Bases 265 to 2325 code for a protein of 686 amino acids. The transcript is spliced from 21 exons. The record is from RefSeq and is a predicted model, not a curated record. Lineage: Eukaryota; Metazoa; Chordata; Chondrichthyes; Myliobatiformes; Dasyatidae. Gene Ontology annotation, cellular component: transcription regulator complex. Gene Ontology annotation, molecular function: DNA-binding transcription factor activity, RNA polymerase II-specific; protein dimerization activity; RNA polymerase II cis-regulatory region sequence-specific DNA binding.